This is a messenger RNA of Miscanthus lutarioriparius, 1512 nucleotides long. NCBI's taxonomy places the organism in Eukaryota, Viridiplantae, Streptophyta, Magnoliopsida, Poales, Poaceae. The record is from the annotation of a GenBank genome assembly.
AUGGAGCUCAAGUCCUCGGCCUCAACAAGAAGAAACUCAUUCCAUGGAGUAGGAGCUGCAGCAGCAGCAACCGGAGGAGGAGGAAGGCGAGGAGGUGGAAGCAGCGUGUUUGAGCCCACGUUCAGUGACCCGCCCUGCAGCCUGAACAAGAAGGAGACCACCGAGUUCGUCAGGUCCUCCUUCCCCAUGGCCACCCUUGCCAGGAGCAGCAGCAGCAGCAGCAACGGCCACGGGCGCCACCACGAGGCCUCCACCACCUCCUCCACCUCCUCUUCCUCGGCGACCUCAGCUCAGAAGCGGAGAGGCGAGUCGCAGCAGCAGCAGGCCGUGGCCGUCCCGGCGACACCGGGGCGGCCGCUGCAGUUCUUCACGAGCCCCGCGCACCACCACCACCACCAGCUCGUCGCCCCGAGGAGGUCGGUGCCCUCCAAGUGGGAGGACGCGGAGAAGUGGCUGCGGCAGUCCUCGGAUUCUGACCACGGCAACGGUAAUGGCAAGGCCGCCUUCUCCAGGCAGUGGAGCAGCGGGCUCGGACACCGAGGUGGCGCCGGAGGCGAGGACGAGAAGAGGGCGGCCAUGACGGUGAGGAGGUCCGUGGAUGCGCUCCGGGACGCCCACUCGCUCGCGCUGUACACGCCGCCGGCAGAAGUGCUCCUCAAAGACAAGUUCACCGACAACGAGGAGCCGUCCAAGGAGAGCUUCGUGUUCCGGAGCUCGUACUGCGAGCCGGUGCCGGCGAAGGGCUCGGCGGUAGUGGGCGCCGACGACCAUGACCACCAGCGGAGGGACGUCGGCACGGAGAUGACGCCGCUGGGCAGCUCGUGCCACACGCCGCUCAAGAGCACGUCCCCGGUGCGGCACAACACGCCGGCGAGCCGGUCGGGCCCGCUGGUGCCGUACACCGGCGGCGGCGGCGGCGGCGGGAUGGACAUCUCGGAGCUGGCGGACUGCCACCUCGCCAAGCUGGACCUGGGCGCGCGGUUCGACGCCAUGCUGGUGAACUGGAGCUCCAAGGAGGAGGAGGAAGAGGAGGUGUCCAAGAGCCUCAGGCACUUCGAGGCCACCGUCGGCGCCGGAGCCGGCGGCGGGCCACCUUGCGAUAAACGCGGCGGCGGCGACUGCCGUUGGGAUGACGAUGACAGGGCCAAGAGCUGCAUCAGGUAUCAGAGGGAAGAGGCAAAGAUCCAGGCUUGGAUUAACCUGGAGAGCGCCAAGGCUGAAGCACAAUCAAGAAAGCUGGAGGUGAAGAUUCAGAAGAUGCGGUCGAACCUGGAGGAUAAGCUGAUGCGGCGGAUGACGACGGUGCACCGGCGCGCCGAGGAGUGGCGCGUGACGGCACAGGCGCAGCACCUCCAGCAGCUGCGGCGCGCGGCCGCCGACAACACCCGGCGGCUCAGGGCCACGAGCCACCACCGCCACCUGCCGGGGAGCGACGCGCCCUCCUGCGCCUGCUUCCCCUGCAGCAACAACAUUAACAACGUCAUCAGCGGCAACCUCCUCAACUAUUACUAG